AUGUUGGAGGAUUUGUUAGCAAGUUCGUUGCUUACAUGCAGUUGGUUUUCUACUGUAGUGAGAUAUGUUUAUAGAGCGUUAUCGGCUGGAAUCACGUCGCCGUUGUUAAUAACUGUACCACAUCCGACACAUCCUCAAGCGGAGCUGGUGUCUGCCCUUGGUGCUCUUCUUCCGCUCUACACACCUUUGAACGUUCGUGAAGAGGAAAAACCUGACAAGUUCCAGAAACUUGGAUUAUUACCAGUCAGUUUUAUUGUAGCCUAUAUAAAGUGGCUCAGAACGAUUGGGUAUGUACAUUUGCUAGAGCUAGUAGAAGCUUUUGAAGCUGCGUUUACUGUAUGUCGUGAUGUUGGAGAGACUGGACCAGAACGGAUGUCACCUCCCAGAGUUGCUGAUUAUAUAAAAUCAGUGUUUCAAAAUGGAAAUGUCAAAGUGGAAGUGAAUGAAAAUCAAGAGUUGAUAAAGGAAGAGUAUCCAUUGUUGGCUGCUGUGAAUCGUUGUGCGAAUACUGUUAAGGAACACCAGGCACGCCUUAUUCGUCUUGAGUACACUGGAGAAAGUGCGAUCGAAAACACUUAUUUUAUGAUUGGCAAGGGUGUAACCAUUGACACUGUCCUUUUAUGUCGAGUUUAUGACUCAUGCUAUGGGACAAGUAAGGUGUUUGAUAUAGCCGAAAAGUUAGGCUUGGCGCCGAAUGUGCUAGAGGUCGUUGGUUACAUGUGUAUGGUCCGUAACAGCAUCGGUUCCCAUGCAUACACCUGUGACGAGGUAAUAACAUCUCGAAGUGGUAAGCGCAUUCACAUAUACAACACAGAUGCCGAAGGACGACUCACUAUGCUUGAUCCCUUGACGAAAGCUAAAGAAGAGGCUCUGGAAGAAAUUAAUCCACAUAUACUAACAAUCGCAACUCUAACAGGGCACGAAGUGAUGACAUAUGGUUACUAUGCUACUUUAAUGGAUAACGGACCUGCAAGGAAAAGUGGAUGGGCGCGUAGGAUUCAAGAUAUUGGUGACCUCUAUGGUCAACCAAUUGAAAUCAGCCGACUACAGCCAGAGGAUUUUGUCUUUCACAAGGCGGAAUGCGAGCAAGCACAUCUUCGACAAGGAAACACGAAACCAUCAACACAAACGAUGCGAGGUCAUCAAUCUCCAGGCGCUUUCCUUAUUAUGGGAUCCAGACUAGAUGAGCAUGGUUGCGAUAGUGAACACCCAUUGAUGUUCACUCACAUAGAUAUGGGCAGUGCACCAGGCGAGCAUCCAGAGACAAGUUUCCCAAAUCCACUAGUCACCUUAAUGGCUGGGUAUGUGUGA
Molecule: messenger RNA, 1311 nt
Organism: Angiostrongylus costaricensis
Lineage: Eukaryota; Metazoa; Nematoda; Chromadorea; Rhabditida; Metastrongylidae
Source: the annotation of a GenBank genome assembly